AGAAACGAUGUGACAGUGUCAAACUAAUCCGUGUCUCUUCGGUUCAAUAUUGUGUUUCAUUCGAUGCGAAAGAAAUAAGUCGACAUGCCUCAGUUCCACGAAGCAUGGAAUGUGGAGAGGAUGCGCAAGGGCAUCAAAGCAAAACGCGCAACUGGCCGAGCAAGGAGUCACACAGACUCGGACGCAGCAUUCCUGCGAUCUUCAGGUGAUGCAGACGCUGAAAGCGCUUUACCUGCUCAGUUCCGCGUUCGUCUCCACUCGUUGUUCCAUCAAAUUGAAAAAGAGUUCGAGUCUCUGUACCUGGAAAAUCUUGCACUAUCGGAAAGAAACGAGCUUCUGGAGAAAGAAAGUGCGAGUGGCGAUCAGAGAACUUCCAUUACGACGUCGGAUGUUGAUCAUCCCAAGGGAAAAGUUGGUCAGGUGCAGAAGAUCAAGCCGGCUCAAAAAUUGAAAGUACAAACGAGCAGGAUCGUUUCAAGUUUUCGAGCACCUUUGGUUACUUGUUCCCUGGUUGCUGAAUUUCUUGGACAUCGUGAUGGCGUGUGGGAUGUGGCGACUUCGAAAACCGCUCCCAUCAUAGCAACGGCAUCAGCUGACUUCCCUUCAAUAGAUCAGAAAGCGUACAUUUGGCAUGCAGAGACCACGAAACUGUUGUCGCAGUAUGUUGGUCACUCUGGAUCAGUCAACUCAGUGGUUUUCCAUCCGACGCAAGAUCUCGUUUUGUCCGCGAGUGGCGACCAAACUGCGCAGAUUUGGCGACCAUCUAUUAAUUCUGAGCAAAGAAACAUUGGACAACAAGCUUCCUCGGAAGAAGAACUUGAUGAGGAUUCUGGCCAGUUGUUCGCCGGUGGCUCGAUGAACGCAACUGCGGUGGAACAGGAUUCCGAAGAUCCCCGAGGGUCGAAGAUUUUAUUUUGCUGCCGUAUUACGGGACAUUCUGGAGUUGUGAUAGCCGCAGAUUGGCUACCAGGGUCAGGUCGCAUCAUUACUGCUUCCUGGGAUCGCACUGCGAACUUGUACGACACAGAAACUGGCGACCUGAUUCUUUCGCUUCCUGGACACGAUGCGGAGUUGACGUAUGUUUGCAGUCAUCCAACGCAUCAGAUGGCAGUGACUUGUUCCAAAGAUACCACAUUUAGGCUGUGGGAUUUCCGUGACCCGUUCCACUCCGUGUCUGUUUUCCAGGGUCAUACUGAACCGGUGACGUCAGCUGUUCUGUUGAAAGACGAUCGAGCCGUGUCGGGCUCGGAUGACAGGACUGUGAAAGUUUGGGAUCUAAGGAACAUGCGCUCGCCACAGGCCGCCAUUCAGCUCGAUUCCCCGGCCAACAGGUUGGCCGUUAGUUCUACGGGAGUCAUCGCAAUACCUCACGACAACCGGCACAUUCGAUUGUAUGACGUCUCGGGACAACGACUCGCUCGACUGCCGAGAAGCAGUCGCCAGGGCCACCGAAGGAUGGUUUGUGCCGCGGCUUGGGCUCCUCCAGAAUUGUCCUGCACGGCAAAUCUCUUCACGUGUGGCUUUGACCGAAGAGUGAUUGGUUGGAAAGUUGUAUCAGCCAAGGAAACCAAGGACUGAUUCUUCGAAGUUGAAAUACGCCCUCAAAGUCACAUCUGAUUUCAAAUGGCGCUCUCCCUGAGCUAUCACAUCAUGAUAACUACGUCAUUCGAGGGUUUAAAUGAAUGUAAAAGUAAGAAGAGGAAAUUCCCUUAAGGAAAAUCAAGGAAAUUCGUCGCGUACGUCAUGCCGACGGAUUUUACUCGGCGCGCUUCAGACGUUGUCUGUCUACCGGUGUUGGCAAGUUACGGUUUUAUGGAACGGAGUAUGUGAUGGUCGCAUAGAAUAAAUGCACUCGUACUUGCAUUCCUUCCCUUGGUGAGGCUCUGUUUGGGGUGAAGGAUACUUCGAAGGAAAAAUAUGUCAGAUGGCGGCGGAUUAUCACUUUUGCGUGGGGUGUCCAAGAAGUUGUUGUGUGGUGGAGAAUUCAGUUUCUCCUUGUGCGUUUCAGAUCUGGGAUAAACCGCAUGCGGAAUUUCAUAAACAUUUUUGGUGACAUUUGUCACAAAGAUAGGAUUCCUUGAAACAUAUUAAGCCAAAAAAAUUCUUCGUUAAUUUAUGGAAAAUCAGCUUUUUGCGUAACACGAAGAACCCGUGUGCAGUCGGUUUUUGCAGUGUACUAAAUAUAAGUUGGCAAAACCCAUAUUUCGGAUUGCGAAUUGUCCACCGCCCAGCAACUUUUUUUGACACCCUAUAUUUCUCUUAAUUUUGAAUUAUUUGCGUUGUUUCGAGACGUAUUCGAGUCUCAGCCAAAGUGAACUACAACGGGGAAAAAAGCCUUCGGAAAAAUGUUUUUUUCGCUACAUCCUUAAAUAGGCACCCAGAAAAAAGGGAGUGACUUUUUAUAUUUUCAGUGGUUCGUUGAAGUUUGUUUUUGUUUUACGGAGCACAUCCGAAAAUUAGCUCAGAAAGCCUUUCGAAGCGUAUCAUUGAGAGUUUUGAUGAGGAUGCCCAAGUAUGCAUUAGUUGGACUGGUGAUUGCUUUAUUAUUUUCCCCGGAUAAAGAGAAUCGUUGAGUGAAUGUGUUCAUCGUUCGGCGGAAAUGAAGAGAAUGAUCCCAUUUUUGCGUAUUUCUGUUCAAA
Molecule: messenger RNA, 2639 nt
Organism: Notodromas monacha
Lineage: Eukaryota; Metazoa; Arthropoda; Ostracoda; Podocopida; Cyprididae
Source: the annotation of a GenBank genome assembly